CAGUAGGGCUUUUAUUUGUUUUAUAACUUGAGGAGUUUGUAAAAACCAGUUGUGCCCUCUGCGUUUCGCAGUCCAUCUCUAUCUAACGUUUUGAAGAUGGCUAAUGGAGACGUUGAUGACCUUUCCAGCGUGGACGAACAGUAUGCACAAAUCACGAAUCUCCAUCCAAAUCCAGUUGGCUAUCUCCAUGAAAUAUGCAGCAAACGGAAAGAAGACACUCCGCAGUUCACCGUGAUAUCGUAUCAUCAGAAGAAAGCAACGACUGUAUUCUUCGUAAAGGCUGCUGCACUGGGAAUUGACGCAGUCGGCUCUGGAUCGCGAAAGAAUAACGCCAAAGCCGUCGCGGCAUAUAAAAUACUGGCAGCAAAGAAUUUUUGCCAGCCCGUGCUCGAUUUGACUGAACCGAAGGUUAACGAAGAAGUUCCGCCUGAACCAGCACCAGUGGAGAAUCAUGAAAAGCGGAACGAGAACGAUCUUCAACCACUGCUAGAAAAAUCGAAAGUGAAUGACGAAAAGCAAGUUGUGGCCAUUUGCAGUUCAUCCGGACGCCAAGACCUUUUAACAGAAAAGAAGCUCAGUGUAUUCUCUUCAAUCCCCCCAUUUAACACAAAUAAUCCUACAGCAAGUGUCAAUUGGAUAUUGAACAUCGUCCAAGCAGGAUCUCUGCGCAUUGAGUACCAAGAAGCCGGCAGAUCGGAGGAACAGUCACGAGCGUCAUGGAUCUGCAGAGUGAUGGUGGAUGAAGAGGUCACCGUUGGGGAAGGUGCCAGCAAACGACAGGCUCUUCGAGAGGCUGCUGAACGCAUGCAUAAUUACCUGCUAAGCCUCGAGAGUGUCCAACUAAAGCUAGAAACUGUUGAGGAAAAACUGAAACUAUUCCAGAAACCACCGGUAAAAACAGAAACGCCGGCAGGAUGGGGUCGAUUUCAACAUAGUCUGCUCAUUAAUCGCUCUGCUAAGAAUCUGCCGACAGGAGCAGCAUUAUUACAAGAAUACUACCAGGACUCACAGUGGAGUACCUUGGAUGAUCGAUUGGCUUUACUGGCUACUAAAUACAGUUUCCGGUAUUACUUUGAGCCAUGGCCACAGACUGACUCCUUCAAGAGCAGCUACCGUUCUGUGCCCACGAAAUCAAAACGAAAAAAACGUAGGCAAAGUGGAGGGCCCAGUUUUAUUGACAAUGAUCGUGACAUUCGCCAAAACAGAAUUUCCGCUAGGAUUUUCUGGCAUGGGUGGCGACGAUCAAGCCGCAAAAGAAUCGGCAUUACGGAAGGCUGAACGAUAUUUCAGCGUCGUAGCAGACGUCGAGAAAAUAUCCUCGGGCGCUGCGAAGCAUGGGAUAAGUCGAAAGAAAGAGUAAUUUCAGGUGGAGAAGGUCAAAGAAAGUUUACUUUACGACGUUUUUCAAUUUACUAGCGACUUGCCCCUGGAAGUCGCAUUCAGCACUAGCACAACCGUCAAACUGCUCUAAUUACCUGUAUAAACUGUAUGGGUUCGAAAAGGUCAUCCAUAUUCUUACAUGUAGGAGAUUAACUUUAACUGAGAAUCACAAAUAACAGUUUUUAUCUUUUUCUUUGCGUUUUGCAACGUUUGUGCUGUUUGCAGUAUUAAAUGACG
Molecule: messenger RNA, 1617 nt
Organism: Paramacrobiotus metropolitanus
Lineage: Eukaryota; Metazoa; Tardigrada; Eutardigrada; Parachela; Macrobiotidae
Exons: 5
Coding region: 97-1278 (393 amino acids)
Source: RefSeq, a predicted model, not a curated record